AUGUCUCUGUUUCCCCAGCAGCCCAGGAGAGAAGACUGUAACAACGUCAGACCUGAGGACUGGAACCCCAGAAUCCCUGUGGGCAUCUCUCCUAUCCCCGAAUCCAGAAAACACGGCAGCAUCACCUUGUUUUCCAACCCUUUUGCUGACACUCCUUAUCCUGCCCAGGUGAAGGCCUCGCCGCUCCCCAGCGAGUGGAACGGCAAGACGGAGAGCUGCAUCCUCAACAUCAACUCCUCCAUAUAUGACGAGAUCCAGCAGGAGAUGAAGAGGGCCAAGGUGUCCCAGGCUCUGUUUGCCAAGGUGGCCGCCUCCAAGAGUCAGGGCUGGCUGUGUGAGCUUCUGCGCUGGAAGGAGGACCCCAGCCCGGAGAACCGUACGCUGUGGGAGAACCUGUCCAUGAUCCGCCGCUUCCUGAGCUUGGCCCAGGCGGAGCGUGACGCCAUCUACGAACAGGAGAGCACGGCCGGCCAGCAGCAGCACCACGCCGACCGUCCCCCGCACACAAUGCACAUGUCCACUGACCCCAUGCAGAACCCAACUCUGAUGUAUAUGUCCCACACAGAUCCACUACAGUCUCAGACCCAUCAACCGCCACAGCAGCAGCACCAGCCCCCCAUGUCCCUCCAGCACCCCUCCCAGCCUCCACUGUCCCAGCAGCCCAUGCAACAGCAGCAGCAGCAACCACCCAUGGGCCCCCGGCUGCCCCCUCGCCAGCCCUCCACCGCUUCCCCGGCAGAGACAGAGGACGAGGGCCGCGGCGGCGGGGGCACCAAGGCUCGCUCCGGCGGGGGCAAGAUCUCCCACGAGGCCCUAGGCAUUCUGCAGAGCUUCAUUCAGGACGUGGGGAUGUACCCAGACGAGGAGGCCAUCCACACCCUAUCGGCCCAGCUGGACCUACCCAAGCUCACCAUCAUCAAGUUCUUCCAGAACCAGCGCUUCUACGUCAACCACCUGGCCAAGCCGCCCAAGGAACCCAGCAACAGCAGUAGCAGCAGCCCGGCCUUUGAGGAGGAACUGUCGGAAUUCAGGGAGGGCAGCGCCGAGCUGCUGAAGGAGCUGGAAGAGAAUACACAGACCAACAGCACCAUCUUCUCCAUCAAGAUCGAGGAGCACCUGGCCCGCGCCGAGGCCCUCUCAGAAUCUGACCACGAGGCCAAGGAGUAGAGAGAGCAGCCCCCAGUCUGAACACUGUGCUGAAAGAGUAGUGUUGCUAUACACACAGAGACUGAAUGCAAUGCUAAAGGGUAAUGGUCUGGCUAGCGCAGUGCGGACGCUGCGAGAGAAAAGAGUAGUGUUUUUAUCAAUACAGAGUCUGGACUCUAUGCGUACGAUUAGCGUUUAUAUAUCAAUGCAGACUGAAAGGCUACGCAACGCUAGCAUUCUCACACUGGAACCCCCCCAUUUCCACAGACUACAGUAAUACGAAUAAGUAUUGCUUUUUCUGAUUUUGUAAAACUUGUAUUAUUCACUGUAAAGACUGAUGCAUCAUUUAAAUAACCUGCACAAAAAAUUAUUCWAAKUAUGUUGCCGUGGAUAUUUGCUGACUGCACUUAAUGUCUGUUGUUUUACACUGAUUUCCUUUCUUUUUGAGCUACUGAUAUUAUAAUAAAAAGCCCCCAUGGAGUUUGAUAGGACUUUGAUAGGUGUUUACGUAUGUGGUGUCAACUGGAUUUUUUCAAAUGCAUAUGAAAUCGAGGAACAAGUGGAUGACAAGGCCUUAAUGAUGAGGUACUAAGUCUGGAAGCCUGCUGGCAAAUUAGUUAUUCUUUGAAAAAGCGAAAAACAUGACGGUGAUUACGGAUCACUCAAACUCUGGAACGCAAACCGCACCCCAGGUGCGUCGCCGAGAAUAGCUCAGUCGUUACAUAUUAUUUGUUAGGAAGAAAUAUAAAUAUAUAUAUAGACAUUAUAUUAACUGUAAAAAAAAAAAUACAGUCUUAAAGAAACUAUGCCAAUAAAUGCCUUGUACUAUAUGGCACUGCCGAUUAGAUUAUUUUGCAAAACCUUUGUCACUGUAACUUUUUGAAUCAGCCACACACAGUUUAAAAAUGUGAAUCACAAACUCUGUUUUUUGUUGUCUUCUACAUUAUUUAUUUGCAGUUCAUGCAGUGUUUCUGAUGUAAUUACUUUUUUGGAAAGUUUGUUACAUAGCGCUUUUUUUUUAUUUUAAUGAUCCUUUUCUAUUUAUAAAUGUAAUUUUGAUGGGCAGUAAAAACAAAAAGUGUCUUAACGUUUUAAAUAGAAAAUGUGCUUUAAAGGUUGCCUAUAAAAGUGCUGUAUGUCAAGCAACUCAUGCUACAAGCUUCACAAUUAAUGUUGUAUGCAAUUUUUACUAUCAUGCAAAUAAGCUUAGGUAAAUUACUAACCUAUAGAACACCUUAGAGAGAAAAACAUAUGCAAUCUGUGUGAAUAUCGAUGUCUGCAAUGUGUCUUCCUUUGGUUAACAAUCCAAUUCAAGCUAUUCCUGUAUAAAUAUCCUGUAUACAUUUUUUUUUCUUUUUUAUGAGUUUAUUUCAAUGAGAACAUCAGUUAUUUUGUUACAACUGACUGUUUUAUAAGUGUUUCUCGGUUUCUUUAUGCAGAAAUUGUCUAACUAGGAGUGGUUCUUUAUUGUUAAUUACACAAUUAAACUGUUUGUAUUGUACCCCA
Molecule: messenger RNA, 2652 nt
Organism: Salvelinus sp. IW2-2015
Lineage: Eukaryota; Metazoa; Chordata; Actinopteri; Salmoniformes; Salmonidae
Product: DNA-binding protein SATB1-like
Biological process (GO): regulation of transcription by RNA polymerase II; chromatin remodeling
Molecular function (GO): DNA-binding transcription factor activity, RNA polymerase II-specific; RNA polymerase II cis-regulatory region sequence-specific DNA binding
Source: RefSeq, a predicted model, not a curated record